UUUUGUCGACUGUAUAUACAGUGUUUCGGGUGGAGGGGCAGAGUUAUUGUUGCAAUCGUUCAAGACAACUUUGAACACAGCAUACCUCUGGACCUCGAAAAUUGUAAACUACCAAAAGCCUACAUUUGGAGGUACUAUGGCACUACGGUCUGCUCUGCUAGGCUGUGGAUUGCUUGUCAUUUUGCUGGCAGUGGUGUUCCCCCCUUUGGAUGCAGCAAGUCAGGCAAUAAACCAAGAGUUGUCAGACCUCUUCAAUGAGCUCUGGAAGCUGGAUGUGAACCGCAUGAAGCCUGGGACUGACUAUACCAUCUCUGUGCAGGGCAAAGCUGGCUUUGUCUCUCAAGGCAGUAACCAUGCCAGGGACCAUGCCUCAUCGCCUCUCUUCUCCAAUGUCAAUGAGAACAAACUGAAGACCAUUACUACCUUCUCCCGCUUCAUGAAGCUCCUGGACAACUAUGAGAGGUCAACAGGCGUGGCAGAGUAUGUCAGCCGAGAAGAGGUCACAGAGAACAAUCUCUUCCUGGAUGCCGUUCUGAACACCGAGGUCAUGAAGCAUGCCCACAGGUAUCUGGUUAGCAAGGGCCACUCCCAAUCAGAUCUGAGGACAUUCAAGCGUCAGCUGUACACCAUCUGGUUCGACCUCUACUACAGAAGUGGAAGUAAGGACUCGUGCGGAUUUGAGCAUGUGUUUGUUGGAGAGACUAAAUUCGGAAAUGAGAUUGCUGGUUUCCAUAACUGGGUCCAGUUCUACCUGCAGGAGAAGAGCAGGAAUUUGGACUACAAGGGAUACAAAGCCAGGGACCAUGACAUACCUGACCAAGACGACCACGUCCUGAACCUCCAGUUCAGCUGGCACGGUUUGGUGAAGCCGGUGGGCAGUGCCUUCGUGGGGGCCAGUCCGGAGUUUGAGAUGGCCCUGUACACCAUCAUCUUCCUCAUCAACACACAUCGGAGCACCACAGUGGUGGUCAACAUUGACGAAUGUCAGCUGGAGGUGGUGGUGGUCAGGCACGGGCGCUCCAUUGGGACAGCCUACCCCAAACUGCUUAGCAGCAACAACAGACACCUGUAGUUGGAGGCAUCAAACACACGCACACAAGCAUAGAUUUAUGAAUAAGACUCUGCACACACACACACACUGUUUUGGACUGAGCAUUUAAUCAGGCCAGUUUGCUUCACAAUUAGGCACAUAACCUUUCUUUAGCUGACUGCACUGUGUAAUCUGCACAACAGGAACAUAAAUGGACACAUCUGAUACUCAGGGCAUGCAUGUGUAAGAUAUAAAACCAUGGACUUGUGUUGUAAAGUCUGUUUUCCUACAAGUUGAAAAGUUAAGGUAAAGAACAUGUUUCAGAAGAAGAAAGAAAGUUUAACUCACUGUCUGAUUUCAACAACAGUGACUCAUUGCAAUGUCGUGCCUCAUUUAAAUAAACCAUUUAUAUAAUUUGUUUAUAAGCCAUGUCAUGAAGUCUAAAUUAAGCAUUCUGUAAAUAUGGCCCUUCCCAACAUGCACUGCCCAUCUGGACUCCUGCUUGGCCAAUGUGUAGGGUUUUAUAAGUGCCUAUGUCAAGGCACAAUAAUUCUUUCAAUACAAGCCAUUCUACCAUUUUCCAAAUGUGCUCCUGCAACCAGUAGACCAUACUGUAAUAAAAUGUGCAUUACCGAGUCAAA
Oncorhynchus masou masou (cherry salmon) is the source of this 1671-nucleotide messenger RNA. It is a transcript of the gene endouc, whose product is annotated as endonuclease, polyU-specific C. Lineage: Eukaryota; Metazoa; Chordata; Actinopteri; Salmoniformes; Salmonidae. Gene Ontology annotation, molecular function: RNA endonuclease activity. The record is from RefSeq and is a predicted model, not a curated record. The transcript has 8 exons. The coding region runs from base 137 to 1072 and encodes 311 amino acids.